AUCUGGCAUCCCUGUUAAACAUGUUUCCUUCGAGAGCAUCGAGAGCGCUGCUUCGAGCUGCUUUUGUUAUUAAUUCCGUUGGUAGUUCACAAUCGGCAGGUAGUCACAAAUUUCUUCAUUAUUCCGUGAAAUCCUCCAAUCCCACAUUUUUCCACGGCAUCCCUUGCAAGCUAGUAACUAUGUCCACCGACUCGAAAGAAACAACCCCCACUCAGGAGCCCAAACGCUUCAAAGAGGACUCGCAAAGCCCACCGGUAAUCGGGACCCACAAUGGGGUUUUCCACUGCGAUGAGGUCCUAGCUUGUUGGAUGCUACAACAGCUUCCCGAAUACUCGGAUGCGACCGUUCGACGGACGCGAGAUACCGAAGCUUUGGCAGAAUGCGACAUCGUGGUCGAUGUGGGUGGCACUUUCGAUCGGGAACGAAACUUGUUCGAUCACCAUCAGGGUAGCUUCAACGAAACGCUCAAUUCGCUGAGGCCGGAAGUGAAGGUGAAGCGGAACAUUCGGUUGAGUUCUGCUGGAUUGAUCUACACCUUCUUCGGGGAAGACGUUAUCCGGGAGAUUGUCAAGAAAAAUGGAGUGGAAAAUCCAAAAGACGACAUGAUUCGGGAUGUGUACCGAAAAGUAUACGAUAACUUGAUAGCGGAACUGGAUGGAAUCGACAACGGUGUUCCGAUGUUUGACGGAGAGCCGAAGUACAACAUCAAUACCCAUCUGAGUGCACGGGUUGGACAUUUUAAUCCAAGCUGGAACGAAACCGUUGAUGAUCUGCAACGAGACAAACUGUUUGAGAAAGCAAAAGACUACGUAGGAACCGAGUUUGUCGAUCGAGUUCUGUACUACGCCGUUAAAUGGUGGCCAGCUAGAGCUCUAGUAGAAGACGCCAUUCGAAAUCGUAAAGAAGUUCACGAAUCCGGAGAAAUUCUGGAACUUUCAAACUUCUGUCCUUGGAAAGACCAUCUGUACGAGCUGGAAGAACAGCACGACAUUCAAGGCAUUCCAAAGUAUGUCAUUUAUUGCAACAAAGAGGACGAUUGGCGUAUCAUUUGUGUGCCGUUGCAACCAGCCAGUUUUGUAUGCCGAAAAUUUUUGGCAGCUCCUUGGCGUGGAGUCCGCGAUCAAGAUCUAGAAAAAAUUUCCGGGAUUUCAGGAGCAGUUUUCUGUCAUCAAACUGGAUUCAUUGGAGGGAAUAAAACGAGAGAGGGGGCACUGCAAAUGGCCAUAGCCAGUUUAAAAGCAAGCGAGGAAUAGUUCUCAAAGUGAAACGGAGACAUCUGACAUUAAAAGAAAAACAGUGACGAUUAAA
Molecule: messenger RNA, 1308 nt
Organism: Uranotaenia lowii
Lineage: Eukaryota; Metazoa; Arthropoda; Insecta; Diptera; Culicidae
Product: MYG1 protein
Exons: 2
Coding region: 21-1253 (410 amino acids)
Cellular component (GO): nucleus; cytoplasm
Source: RefSeq, a predicted model, not a curated record